AUGGUGAACUUGAACUGCCAUUCUCUACUAUUCCUCCUAACCAUAUCCUUCCUUUACCCAUCUCUCUCAGUCUCAGCCUCAGGCUCAGCAACCUCUGGUCAGAGAAUUAUUGCCUCUUGUCUUAACCAUCAUAAUAUAACCAACUACACCACCUUCUUCAACGUACAAAAUCAUCACUACUCUUCACUCUACUAUAACCUUCUCAAUUUUUCCAUUCAAAAUCUUCGCUUUGCUGAACCCACCAUUCCUAAGCCCAUAGCUAUUAUCUUGCCGGAGAGUAAGGAGCAGCUUAUCAGUACUGUCUUGUGUUGUUCUGAAGGGCCAUGGGAGAUUAGAGUAAGGUGCGGUGGUCAUAGCUAUGAGGGUACUUCGUCGGUAGGCAGUGAUGGAGCUCCAUUUGUGAUCAUAGACAUGAUGAAUCUGAACCAUGCUUCGGUGGAUUUGGAAACCGAAACAGCGUGGGUUGAAGGUGGUGCAACUCUUGGUGAGACAUACCACGCUAUUGCUGAGUCAAGUAGCAUUCAUGGCUUCUCUGCUGGAUCCUGUCCAACAGUGGGGGCUGGAGGCCAUAUUAGCGGUGGUGGCUUUGGGUUUUUAUCAAGGAAAUAUGGUUUAGCAGCUGAUAAUGUGAUCGAUGCUCUCCUCCUCAACGCAGAUGGUGAAUUAUUAGACAGGCAAGCAAUGGGAGAAGAAGUUUUCUGGGCAAUUAGAGGGGGUGGCGGCGGCGUAUGGGGAAUCAUUUACGCAUGGAAAAUCCAGUUGUUGAAAGUACCAAAGACUGUAACCAGCUUCAUUGUGUCUAGACCUGGCACGAAAGCCCAUGUAGCCAAGUUAGUAAACAAGUGGCAACACGUUGCUCCCUACUUAGAAGGCGACAUUUAUUUAUCAUGCUUUGUGGGUGCUGGCCUACCAGAAACAAAGGCUAUAGGCUUGUCAGCAACAUUUAACGGCUUCUUCCUAGGUCCAAGAAGAGAAGCUCUUUCAAUCCUACGUCGGAUGUUUCCCGAAUUGGGUGUUGCGGAACAAGAUUGCAAGGAAAUGAGUUGGAUCGAAUCAGUGUUAUACUUCUCUGGCCUAGGCGAUGGGGCCACAAUGUCCGACCUCAAGAACAGGUAUGUGAAGGACAAGCAUUAUUUCAAGGCCAAAUCAGACUACGUUAGGAGCCCAAUAUCUCCAACGGGUAUAGGGUCUGCCCUGAACAUACUUGAAAAGGAACCCAAAGGGUAUGUAGUGUUGGAUCCUUAUGGUGGCAUGAUGAACGAGAUAAGCAGCGAGUCAAUUCCUUUCCCUCACAGAAAAGGUAAUUUGUAUACAAUACAAUACCUAGUGGAGUGGCAGGAUCAAGAUAAAAACAAAAGCAAUGACUAUAUAGAAUGGAUAAGAGGACUCUAUGAUGCAAUGGCAGGCCAUGUUUCAAGGGGUCCAAGGGCAGCUUAUAUAAAUUACAUGGACUUUGACCUUGGAGUUAUGGAAUUAAUUAAUGCUAGUACCCCAUCUGAAGAUGCCGUCGAGGUAGCUAGAGCUUGGGGUGAAAAGUACUUCUUGAACAACUACGAUAGGUUGGUUAAAGCCAAGACACUGAUUGAUCCAAACAACGUUUUCAAAAAUGAACAGGGGAUUCCUCCCGCCACCACAGUUGGUUUCAAGGCAAGUAGUUUCUAG
Molecule: messenger RNA, 1662 nt
Organism: Durio zibethinus
Lineage: Eukaryota; Viridiplantae; Streptophyta; Magnoliopsida; Malvales; Malvaceae
Product: berberine bridge enzyme-like D-2
Molecular function (GO): oxidoreductase activity; FAD binding
Source: RefSeq, a predicted model, not a curated record